UGGGUCGGCGGCCGCGGCGCCCAGUCCCAGAAGCAGUGCAAGAAAUCCUCCUUCGCCUUCUACCAGGCGGUGAGGGACCUGCUGCCCGUCUGGUUCCUGGAGGACAUGCGGACCAUGGAGGUCUUCCACUGGGAGGACGGGGGCAAGGUGAGCGUGUACUCACCCUCGGAGGCCCUGCUCUACGCGCUGGUGCACGACCACCAGCCCUACGCCCAGCACCUGCUGACUAAGUUCCCCCAGAGCGCCCUGGCCGUGCCCAGCCAAAGCUUCAGCUGCUGCCAGUCCUCGGCCCCACACCUGGCCAUGGCCGUCCGCUACAACCGGGUCCGCGUCCUCUUCCGAAUCCUCAAGGCCAUCCAAGCCUUCCCGCCGAGUGACAGAAUCGGCCACCUGGACCGCCGGGGCUGCAGCCGCGUGGAGGGCGGCAAGACAGCCUUGCAUGUGGCCUGCGAACUGGUGCGACCCGAGUGCUUGCUCCUGCUGCUCGGGCACGGCGCAUCGCCCUGCUUGCAGGACAGUGCCGGGAAUACCCCCCUCGACACCUUGCUGCAGCAGAUUUCCCACACGCCGGCAGUUAACACGCGUGCCAAGCUCCUCUGCCUCGCCUGCCUCUUCUUCUUUGUGCCUCAGGACCUCCAGUUCUCAAUGAAGCAGCAACUGUUGGACAACCGGCAGCGGUGGCAGGACCUCCUGGGGGAGAACAGGUUCCAGUGCCUGCUGGGCUUAGCUCCCCCGUCACUGUUUGUCGGAGCCAUGCGUGUCUUGAUCAGGACCAUUUCACCUGAGCAUUUCCCAGAGGCUCUGGACAAUCUGCCUCUGCCUCAGUUUCUAAAGCCUUUGGACUUGAAACUGGAGAGCUAGAGGGGUGGUAUGAGAGUCUCCUGCUCACCUGACAGAAAUAGACUGUUGUUCUAAAAAUGUAUUGGUAUACAAAGCUGCUAAUGCGGCAGCCAAGUAUCCAUUUUAAUUAGAACUGUAUUUUUUAAAAGAAUUGUAUCUGGCACUUUACAAUAUAUUUUAUUUAAAGAUCCUUGUGGUGAGGUGGUCUGCACUGCAUUUUAUAAAAACAUUCUAUGGCAUGUAAAAAUGAGGGUAUGUGGGAGAAUAUAUUUGUAAAUACAUCUGAAUAAACCAGUGGCAGAUGUGAUCAAAAGACAAAUUGAGCGACUGAAAACUCUGAAGUGGCAUGUGCCUUGGGAAAGCAUAUGCGGGGUGGGGGAGUAUCUUUUCGUUAGGAUUUCCCUGUUACAUAAGUGUCGCGGUCCUGGAACAGGAUGACUCCUUUUUUACAGCUCUCCUAAUACAUCUUGGCAGGGAUGCAGGGUUUUUUUAAAGGCACAGAUGAAAACUUCCUCAUCUUGUACACAAGACCAAAGAGAAGCCAGAUACUAUUAAAACUUCCCUAAAUAAGGCUGGCAGGGAUGUGCAGCUGAACAAAAUAUGUUUUAAAAUAUGCAUAAAUAACAGUUGGUUUCCUUGCGAAGUUCUCUCUGUUCCCCUUGGUGAGCCACGGUACUUGUUGUCGGGCAGAGGAGAGCCUGAGUACACACGUUGCUCUGGCCAAAAAUGUUCCUGCCCUGGCAGGAGGCAGGAAUGGACCCUGCAGCCACUCUGCGUGAUUGCUGCAGGGUGAGGAGGGAAGCACAGAGCAGGAGGGCCAGCUUCCUCAUGCCUUCCCUCUGCUAUGCCCAGAGGCAUUUAUGUAGGUAUGGCAAUGGCCCAGGUCCCUAGAGCAGCUUUUUUCAGUGGAUUCCGGCCCCUGCACUGCCAGUCCCCAGCAGGAUGUGAUGGCUUAGGUUCAGCUGAGAGAGCUGUGGCAGUCUUGGUGUCCACUCUGGGUACCAGAGGAGUAGCUAUGAUAUCUGGCCUUCCCCCAACCAUCCCUUCUGAGAUGCUCCAAGGUACAUAAAACAUCUUCACAGCUGCUCCAGAUCAAAAAGCCCUUUACGGGUAAUGUCCUGCCUCCAACACUUGUGUUUAGACACAUCGAAGUCCUGAGCAAAGGGUUCUUUGCUCUGCAACCUUUACUCUACAGCAUUGUGGGCAAUCACACUGUGACAGCCCUGUAAAACUGGCACUGCCCCUGCCUGCUCUGCAGGGAGCGAGCUGCGCCGGCUCCACCAGCAUUGCAAUGAUAGAAAUCUCCUAGGCCACAGCGCUGCAGCUUUGUGUCUGUUGUUGGAAGGUGUCAGUGAAACUGCAGGGUUUUGUUUCAGUGCUUAAAGUUGUAGCCAGGGAGUUGUUUGCCACUUGAACUAUUUCAGCACUGUUGUUCCCUUUGGGGUCAUCAAGGAACUGAUGUGCUCAGAGAGAAGAGGCCAUGUUCAAGGCACAGAUUUCUUUAUUCGUGAAUUAAUUUUGGUUAGGAAAAAAACCACAGAAUGAGGCACUAUAAGCUGUUCAUGCUUCAGCAGAACAGAGUGGUAUUUCAUCUAAAAUAAUCUCCAUACUGCAUGCACAAUAAAAGAUAAGCCAUACUUCUGAAAUUUGAGAUGCAACAGAAAGAUUGCUAUUCUUAGACUGCUGGCACCAAAAAUGUUUCCUAGAAAAGCAAAUGUUCCUUUUUCCCAAGAAACCAAGCUGAUAUGUGCUCAAACUAAUUACCAUGGGAAAUUUAGGUCCCUUGCUAGAAAGCAUAGAACAACUCUAACUGUUCUCUUCAGUUACCUUGUUGAUAAUGAAAAUACAGAAAUCCAAAGAACUAACCCCUCGCUUAGCCGCUUAAUAAAAAAAUUUUGAAAAGC
Molecule: messenger RNA, 2744 nt
Organism: Aptenodytes forsteri (emperor penguin)
Lineage: Eukaryota; Metazoa; Chordata; Aves; Sphenisciformes; Spheniscidae
Gene: ANKRD9
Product: ankyrin repeat domain 9
Exons: 1
Coding region: 106-861 (251 amino acids)
Molecular function (GO): protein binding
Source: RefSeq, a predicted model, not a curated record